Molecule: messenger RNA, 1155 nt
Organism: Gastrolobium bilobum
Lineage: Eukaryota; Viridiplantae; Streptophyta; Magnoliopsida; Fabales; Fabaceae
Exons: 2
Coding region: 1-1155 (384 amino acids)
Biological process (GO): proteolysis
Molecular function (GO): nucleic acid binding; zinc ion binding; aspartic-type endopeptidase activity
Source: RefSeq, a predicted model, not a curated record
AUGGACAAAAUAUUCAGAGUGGUUCAAUGCACCGAUGAUCAAAAGGUGCUGUUCUCAGUGUAUAUGUUGGAAGGAGACGCCCAUCAUUGGUGGGCUAAUGCGUCCCAACCCUUGGUGAUGCAAAAUGUGGCAAUUUCGUGGGCCAUGUUCGAAGAAAUGUUCUUGGAGAAGUAUUUCCCGAUGUCAAUCCGGGAUAGCAAGCAAGGCGAGUUUGAUCGACUCGUGCAAGGAACCAUGACGGUGGAUCAGUAUCAUGCUAAAUUCAACGAACUACUCCGACUGGCAACUUACCGAGGAACUAUGCCCAUGCCAGACUUUCUGGCAGCAAAAUUUCAAAGGGGUUUAUCCGCUAGGAUUGCGGAACUGGUAGCUGGCAACGACCCCUGUGACCUAGCCACCCUGGUGAACAGAUGUAGAAAGGUGGAAGCGAUAGGAUUGCAAGCAAGGAAGCCUGCAGAAACCAGCGGAUCUGGAACCAAAGCUCCGAUGGCUAAGAAUGGACAAUGGAGAGGAAAACGCGAAGGCAGACCGUGGCAGCCCAGGCGUGAUGGUAACAAGUUCAAGAGGCCCGGGAAUCCUCGAGGAAAUGGCAACAGGGCUCCCAAUUGCCCCAAAUGUAAGAAGGCCCAUUUCGGCAACUGUUUGAAUGGGUCGACACAAUGUUACAAGUGCGGCCAAGAAGGACACUUCAUCAAAGAUUGUCCACAAUGGGGAGAACAACAGACAGCCGCUGAGGCGCCAAGAGUGGGCAGAGUUUACACGCUGGAUCAACAUGUGGCGGACCAGGCGGCCGAACUAGUUAAAGGUACGAUCAAUAUAUGUGAUGAAGAACUAUCUGUUUUAUUUGACUCUGGUGCGACCAAUUCCUUCAUUGCUGAUUAUGUGGCAAAAGCCUUUAACCUAACUAUGAGCCCAAUGCAAUCCCCUAUGCAAGUCACCUCUGCGACGGGGGAAGUGACAGUGUCUCACUUCAUAUGUAGAAGUCAGCCGAAGUAUAAUAGUCGGCGGGGACAUGAUGGGGACCCCACUCCCCAAUACUCCACCGGUCGAAUCAGGAGAUUGCACUUUCAUGCUAAUAGCCGGUCUAGUAGGUGCGAGCGAGAUCCCGUUGAUGAACAUUCCCGUGGUCAAAGAAUUCGAGGAUGUAUUUCCUGA